This is a messenger RNA of Procambarus clarkii (red swamp crayfish), 3352 nucleotides long. RefSeq names its product ABC transporter F family member 4. Gene Ontology annotation, biological process: chromatin organization; negative regulation of transcription by RNA polymerase II. Lineage: Eukaryota; Metazoa; Arthropoda; Malacostraca; Decapoda; Cambaridae. Gene Ontology annotation, cellular component: pericentric heterochromatin. The record is from RefSeq and is a predicted model, not a curated record. Gene Ontology annotation, molecular function: chromatin binding.
GAUGUGGCAUCUGAGCGGUGGUGGUCGGGGAAGCGACGCCGAGUUGUUUACUUCGCGCACAUGCAGGAGCGUCUUGAGGAGGACCCGUCGUGUGUUGCUGCUCUCCCCGUCCUCGCCACCUGCACCCACACGCGCGCCUGCCUCUCCUCUCACACCCACAACGCCUCCUCGCCAUGGGUGAUAAGGGCAAGAACCAGAACGGUGAGGUGUCGGAGGAGCGCCGCAAGGACGAGGAUGUGGGCGCCGAGGGGGACGAGACCACUGACGACGAGGGAGGCGUGGACACUCCGCCUCCCCAGGAUAGGGACGAGGACGACGAGCACCCUGACGGCGAGGGCAACUACGAGCAGGAGGACACGGACGAAUCAAAACCACACAAGAGAAAGCCGACAGAGGAGGGGGAAGUGCCACUGAGUGAGGAGGAAUUCGAAGGUUUUGACUCACAGAAAGCAGCAAAAGCAGGAUCACGAAGCAAGAAAAGAAAAGUAGAAGAGAAACAAAAGGAGGAUGAUCAAAAUGAGGUUGAGCAAAUUGUUGACAUGGAAUGUAAGAGACGCUGGAAGUGUCCAGUUAAAUUCCGUGUUCGUUGGCUUGGUUAUGGAGAGAAAGAUGACACGUGGCUACCUGCUUCAGAGCUAAGCUGUGAUGACCUUAUAAAUGAGUUUCUUGAAAUCUCUGGAAGAACAUCUGAAUACAAAAAUGCAAUGGCCCCAAAGAAGCGGCCAGAUGAGGACGAACAAAGAAUAAUUGAGACGAGGAAGACAAUUAGAGUCUCUUAUAGUGAGCUGGAUGAAGAUCAAGAGGAAGUCAUUCCUGCUGGAACAAGAUCUCACAAAGUGAAAACAAAGACUGAGAAAAAGGUUGUGAGACCACCACCUAAAAAGAAGCCGAGGGUUUUGGCCACUAGUCCCAAGGGAAAGGCUCAGAUACAAAGUGUCCCUCAAGAGUACGAGGUCGAAGCAGUUGUGGAUCAUCGUGUGCGUGGGCGCUUCACAGAAUACAAAGUUAGAUGGAAGGGUUUUGGUCCUAUGGAUGAUUCAUGGUUACCAGAGGCAGAACUAAAUUGUGACAAUCUUCUGAAUAAGUACUUCAAGACCGCUGGCCGCAACUUGGAAGAGUCGUUUGAGGUAGAGGCCAUUAUGGGACUGAGAGAAGUGAAGGGUCGCACAGAGUACAAAGUUCGCUGGAAAGGAUGGAAUUCCAAAUAUGACUCAUGGCUUGCAGAAGAUGAAUUGAAUUGCCCUGAGCUUCUGAAACGUUUUAAAACGACUCUUGAGACGUUGGAAAAGCAAGAGGAUUGGCAGGUUGAAAAAAUUUUGGAAGAACGUGAAAAGAAAGGAAAAAAAGAGUAUUUAAUUCAGUGGAAGGAUUGGGGUCCGAAAUUUAACACUUGGGAGCCUGAGGAAAAUCUAGAAGGGUGCCCGGAUAUUGUCAAACGUUUCAAGGACCAAGAGAAAAAACAGAAGAACAAAGAACCUUUAAAGAACAAGACAAACAAGAGGGCAAGCACAAAGAAGGAGACAAAGACAAAACAUAAAGAUGAAAACGAGGAAGAGGAUAUGGAGGAUGAAGAACAAGAAAAUGAAGAGGAGAGUAAUUCACCUAAUAAGAAGAAGAAAGAAACUAUAAAGGGCAAGACAAACAAGAAGGGAAGUGCAAAGAAGGAGACAAAGAAAAAACCUACUAAAGACGAGGAAGAAGUUAUGGAAGAGGAGGAGCAGGAAGACGUAGAAGAGGAUAAUGAUACACCUGUUAAAAAGACCAAAGAACCUUUAAAGAACAAGACAAACAAGAGGGCAAGCACAAAGAAGGACACAAAGACAAAACAUAAAGAUGAAAACGAGGAAGAGGAUAUGGAGGAUGAAGAACAAGAAAAUGAAGAGGAGAGUAAUUCACCUAAUAAGAAGGAAAAGAUGUUGAAGGAAGGACGCAAGAUGCGUGAAGAGAGACCAUCCACGCAGAGAUUUGUUGACAAUUAUUCUGAAGGAUCCCGUUCUCGCUCUCGUCGAGCAGGAAAGAAUCGCUCCUACUCAGAGUUUUAUGACCAGUAAAUGUUGUUUCAGCUCAUGGUACUUUUAUCAAAUUGUAGAAAUUCAGUACAGUCAGAAGCGUGGGGUACAAGAAUCGACGACGUCACUUGAAUUGCAAUAAUUCUAAAAAAAAAAAAAGAAAUGUCUUAUUUUAUAUAGUUAUUUGCUUGAAUGAAUAAUUAAAAAAACAAAAAAGAGGCAAAAUGGUAAUGUUAGGAAUUUGUGUAAUUUUUUAAAACUUCAGUACAUUAUGGCUAUGUUUUUACCAAUUAUUUUCCCAUGUGCACACAGAUGUAUAAUGCAUACCUUCAUAUUGAAACAUGCAUGCACUAAGACACCUACGGUAUACAUAAAGAGGUAUGCCUCUUUUUGUACUGUUUACAGAUAUUUUUGUCUGCAAGCAUGAUUAGGCAAGUACAUGUACACCUUCAUAUUUGAUUACUGGAGAACAUACAAUUGUAUACACAAUACAAAGACUUGUAUGUGCACACACACAUGAACAGAUAUGGGCAUAGACAUGUGAAUGUAGGUGUGUAUUUUACAUAUAGAGAUGUGUGCAUAAAUACCAGUCAAAAUGUGCAAAUACAUACACUCAGGUCACAUCACACACGUGCAUCCCUCGCAUACACAAAAGAAAAGUGUGUGUUUGUAAAAUGUAUUCGAGGAGGAAACAAAAUUUAUCACGUUAGAUAAUGUAAACAAAAUUAUGGUAAGUAUUAUCUAUCAGGAGAAACCUUUUACUGUUUUGAGAAGGGAGCCAGCAUAGCAUAUUUUUUAAACAUUUAUUUUUUUUAAUUGCCAUAUUAAAAGUUUGUAUGUGAUAGACAAAAGUAAUAGUUUACUAAGAAAUUUUUAUUAUACUUUAUUAGUACUUUUUUUCUGAGAGGAGAAUCUUUAAUUUGACUUCAUUACCUUUCUCUAAGAAGAGUCGGGCGGAAGGCUUAGUGUGUCACCCUGGAGUUGCAGUCAGCUAUAAUAUUAAAGGCUUGUUAGUGAAGCUCUUGUGUUAUGUAUAUAGCAUCUCAAGAUAACCUCAAGAUAGCAUGAAAAAAAGUUCAUGUGUAUUUAUCUCUCGAGUUAUCGUUUAUUUUAUUUCUAUUUUAUUUUUUUUUUUUUAACUUUUAAAAUGAACAGUUGGUUAAUUCUUUGUAAAUGAAUGAUUCUAGCAAUUGCCAAGUUUAUAAUGUUUAAACUCUUGAUCCCAUUUUAUCUUGAAAAGUGUGUUUAAUACAAGUUAAUUUUGUUUAAUAAAAAUGUAUAAAAUGUAGAAUAUAUCAUUAACAUUUUUGACUGAUGUAUAAUAUCAAAUGAUCUUCACUAAA